CAUGGCUUCUCCGUCACAGUCGACCUGCGGGCUAUCUGAAGAGAAGAACCUGGUUGCCGACAGAGCAAGUGUGGCGCCGCCUGCCCCCGUUGUAAAACAGAAUUUCGGAAGCCUGGUCGACUCUCUAGCUUCCCUUCGCGCUGUACCUGCCGGAGCCCUCUUCCAGGCGGCUCUCAUGGGGCGAAACUGGGUGCUUGCCCAUCUUUUCGCCCUCCUUCUGCCUGAACUCUCUUCCCUCGCCGCCGACUCGCCCACUUCCACACGAUCCGACGCCACAGACGGGGACGACUCCUCGGUUGCGUCAGGAGGCUCACACCGUAGCGGCGAGGGAAGUAGACUCGACUCAAGCAGCUUGCUUCGGAAGCACAACUACCUCCUCUUGCUUGUACUAUACAUGGCGUUCACAUGUGCAAAUGACUUGGAUCUCGGCAGUUUUCUCUGGGACCACAUCUCUACUAUUGCCACAUUUACUGAGCGGGAACCUGCCUAUGACUGGAUGCUCACAUGGAUCUACUCGCAUAAAGACUGGGCCGCAGUGAAAAUCAGGAGCAUGGGUAUCAGCACCUCGGUCGGCGGAAACGCCAAUCCUUCGUACUAUGGCGAGGUCUCCGCUCUAACGUCUGAAGUUUCCCAGAGGAUAUAUACACUGCCGACAGCGAAUAAGACCUACUGCCUGAAGACAGACAAUGGCAAGCGCCUGCAUGUGACAAGGAGGGAGAAAGAGGCGAGCCUCUUCACUCGCAACUCCGCCGACCUAUUCGACCUAAUCCAGAAGGCUCGCACAAGAUAUGUGGCAUCGCAGAAGAACACGGUCAAUGUUUACUAUCCGGACAGCAAGCGGCCCCUCUCUUCUGUUAUUCUGGAGGAUGAGGCCAAGGAGAAGAUCUUGACCGACGUAAAAAGGUUUUUGGCUUCCCGCCAGUGGUACAAUGACCGCGGAAUACCAUACAGGCGAGGAUAUCUCUUCGUACGCUCUUCAUUUAUCCACGAUAUCGUACUCCUCAUUGACCAAUUUGAACACCGUUUGGCGACACCAGCAUGCCUCGCAGGCGCACUCGAGUUGCACGUGUACAACUUGCCACUGUCGCGGGAGGGAAUGGACGACGGCGUCCUCAUUGAACUCGUUAACGCUGUACCAGACAGGUCAAUUCUGUUGUUGGAGGACAUUGAUGCAGCCUUUAGGCCGAGGGAUGGACCGAAGCGAGACGCUUCGUCUUCGCUAGCUUCGAGUGAAAGCAAACAAGGCGGGAUCACGCUGAGUGGCCUCCUGAACGUCCUUGACGGCAUUAGCGCAACCGAAGGACGUCUGCUGUUCACGACGACUAACCACUUCGGAGCCAUCGACCCGGCUCUGAAACGUCGAGGACGCAUUGACGUCGUCGUGGAGUUCCCGCUUGCCAGUGCUACGCAGGCCAGGGAAAUAUUCCGUGUGUUUUAUCGGCCCCUGCGUAGUAGAACUGACGCGGCAGCUGGCGCGUUCAAGGCGGUCGAAGGGACAGAGUCGGACACGACGGUCGACGCUGGGGUAGGGAUUGACGUCGUGCGUUUCUCCAGUGAAGUAUCUCCUACCAGAGACAUGCCUGUGAAACCCCAUACUCCUCCCGCAUCUCAAAUCGGUGGCCAAGCGGAGCAGACCGAGAUGAAUGACGACGAGUUCGCUGCACUUGUCGAUGUCUUUGCGCUGGACUUCCCGGAAUAUACCCUUGCACCGGCUGACAUCCAGGGAUACCUCCUGGAGCACAAAGACCAUCCGAGGGAGGCCGCUGAAGGCUUCAAAGAGUGGAUUCAUGAGGAACUCCAGCGGAAGAGGCUUGAUGCCUCGAGCGCAGACGCGAAGGGGAGUGGUGGAAGCGGAUUGAAUUCUUCUGGCGAUGUUUGCAAAGACGUCCCGGAAAAGAGUGGCGAUCCAGGUGAUAAAGUGCAUUGCUG
This is a messenger RNA of Cyclocybe aegerita, 1929 nucleotides long. The record is from the annotation of a GenBank genome assembly. NCBI's taxonomy places the organism in Eukaryota, Fungi, Basidiomycota, Agaricomycetes, Agaricales, Hemipholiotaceae.